AUGGGUCCUCCCCCCCCCCCCCCCCCCCCGGGGGGGAGGGGGGACCUUUUCUGGAAAACCCUCCGAACCACCCAAGGGGGCCGGCCGAACCACGCCUGCUACUACCCCACCGGCGACGGGGAGCAGAUCUUCCAGCUCUACUUCCCCGCAGACACGCCGGACGACGCGUGGGGCGCCCUGUCCGCCGAUGAGGGGCUGCGGCAGUGCUCCGAGCUGGCCGCCAAGCUGGAGGGGGACGGGUGGGACGCGUCCUUCGUCGAGCCGCUCCGCUCCGCCGAGAACGUGAUCCGGGUCGGCCUCUUUGCGCGGGAGCCGCUCGACGCGUGGGCGACGCCGUCCGGGCGCGUGAUCCUGCUCGGAGACGCUGCGCACCCGCCGGUGCCCUACAUCGGGCAGGGGGCGAUGAUGGCGAUGGAAGACGUCGGGGUGUUGGCGAGGCUGCUCAAGCACCACUGCCGCGUCGGCGCCGCCGCCUUCGACCCUUCCGACGCCAGCCUGAGUGCCGCAGCAGCCUCGUACCAAGCGCUGCGCAUCCCGCGCGUGCGGACGAUCCUCGGCUCAUCCCACACGCUCGGCAAGACGCAGCAGGUCGCCGACCUGAUCACGGCUGCCGGCGCCUCGGCGCCGGCCGACGCCGUGUUCGGCGGCAGGUUCGCGACGGGCGAGACGCCCCGCUCGACGACCUCCGCCUCCGAGGCGGACGAGGGCGACGGCGUCGGCGGCGAUGGCGGGACCAACAUGCACUUCGACCUGUUCGAGCCGGACCGCACCCCCAUGGAGGACCUCUGA
Molecule: messenger RNA, 789 nt
Organism: Emiliania huxleyi CCMP1516
Lineage: Eukaryota; Haptophyta; Isochrysidales; Noelaerhabdaceae
Exons: 3
Coding region: 1-789 (262 amino acids)
Molecular function (GO): monooxygenase activity; FAD binding
Source: RefSeq, a predicted model, not a curated record